Messenger RNA from Rubroshorea leprosula, 868 nucleotides. The record is from the annotation of a GenBank genome assembly. NCBI's taxonomy places the organism in Eukaryota, Viridiplantae, Streptophyta, Magnoliopsida, Malvales, Dipterocarpaceae.
AGUUCAGGGACCAAAAAUGGGUUUUAACCAAAAUAAAAUAAAAAAUCCUGGGUUAGUCUGCUUCUGUCUGCCAUGGCUCUCUUUGCUUCCAUCCCCACUUCUCCACUAUCUGUGUCAUUACCACUUUGCUGGAAGUUAGCCGGUCCCCGGCGAACACAUUUUGGUACUUCUGCUGCAGUAAGUUCAUCGUCGUCUCCUGAGUCGUCCGCACCACCAUCAACUAUUUUCGAUUUUCGCUUCGCGGCACUCCUGGCCGUUGGAGGUUCACUGGCUGGUUCAGUGCUGUGCUUUUUAAAUGGUUGUGUUUACAUUGUUGAUGCAUACAAAGUAUACUGGUCAAGCUGUGUUAAAGGGAUUCACUCAGGACAGAUGGUUCUACGGUUGGUUGAGGCUAUUGAUGUUUAUCUUGCUGGGACAGUCAUGCUAAUAUUUGGCAUGGGCUUAUAUGGGUUAUUUAUUAGUAAUGUGCCUCCAAAUUCACCUCCAAAUGCUGAUCGUGCCCUCAAAGGAUCAUCCUUGUUUGGAAUGUUUGCUUUGAAGGAAAGACCUAAAUGGAUGAAAAUAAGCUCGCUUGAUGAGCUGAAGACAAAAGUAGGGCAUGUUAUUGUGAUGAUUCUUUUAGUGAAGAUGUUUGAAAGAAGCAAGAUGGUGCAAAUAACUACCGGUGUGGAUCUACUCAGCUAUUCUAUCUGUAUUUUCUUGUCAUCAGCAUCUCUAUACAUCCUUCAUCAACUUCACAAACCAGAAUAGAGAUGUCAGAUCUAUAGCUGGUAUAUACUGUAAAGAUUAUGAACAUUGUAAGAGCCUACGCAACUCUAGUGUAUAUUUGUAUUUGAACUAGCCAUAUUAAUAAAGGAAUCACAUUCCA